UUAUUGACCGUACCAUCCCUUGAGUCCUCCUACCUGCACUCAGGUUCUGUUCGUCCUGUCAGGGUCCAUUCUGCCAUCACCCUAUAUACUCAAUCCACCACCUUUGAGGAUUCACUCUACCUUCCGCCGGGCGUGUGAUGCCUGAGACUUUCUUCUUGAGUGACACCGCUUGUUCGCGUUCCAGACUGUCGAAAUUCGACAUGCUUCACGACUUUCCGCCCUCGCACUACGAGAGCGAUGCGAUGUUCAGUACCUUUCACGACGGAGUGCUUACCGGAAAUGAUCACGACUGUCCUGUGUCUCCCCACUCGGUGCUCGACUGUCUCCCCGUCGAGGUGCCCUUGAAAAGUCCUCCCCCUCUUCAGUCCGGGUUCCUUGUAUGGAGCCCGAAGACGAGGGGCCUAGAGUUUGCACGGUUCUCGCCGCCCGUUUCGCCACACUUUGGAGGCAGGAGCCGCUUCCCCUCCGAGGCAUCCACGCUCUCUACUACUUCGACUGAUUCUUCUGGAUUGUAUGGCGAUGCGAGCGACCGCGAAGAUGAUCUUGAGGACUUCGUGUGGCCACCUGUGCCGCCCCCUACACCCUUUUCGUUCGAAGGCGCCGCCCCAGAAAAUGCCGAGGCGCCUGCGUUGCCAGCCGCGACGACGAUUCAAUUUCUGGAGAACCCACCGACUCCUCAUCCGUACCUGUGGAGGAGCCACAAAGAAAAUCUAUACAAAACGAAACCGUGCAAGUUCUUCUUCAAGGACAGGUCUUGUAUCAAAGGCGACAAGUGCAACUUUAUCCAUGACGAGUGGGAUCGUGCGCAUCGGACACCUCGGCCUUGGUACGAGAGGCGGACACUGCCUCCAGCGCGUCCUUUGUCCUCUAUGGGUCGUCGACAUGCAAACGACACGACCAGACAGCCUCACCCCACAACACCAAGGCCCACGGACCUUCAUAUGCUUCCACAGAAGCCUGCCGAGGACGCGCAACGGGUUUGCAGCCCGAACUACUACCCCAUAACGUGGCGCGUCAUCGGGGGCGGUGUUAUGAUGAGCGGGAGACGUGAGAUUUGUCAAGAGUUCAUGGCUGGACGCUGCCAUGACGGUAUCGACUGCAAAGACGCGCAUCCCGGAGGAGACGACGACGAAGACACGUCUUUCAAUAGCCCUCAUUCGUACAUGUCGCCACUAUCACCGGUCCAAGAGGAGCCGGCGUACAUUCCUCACAAUCCUCUUCCCCCCUUCAUGCUAUCCCCCGCGUCGUCCGUUUGCUCCCCAGUUCUGUGUUCUCCGAUUAUGUCCGCUGUCCCAGCGCAGCCGCCAGUGUACCCAGAGGAGCGCCGUCGUCGGGGUCGGAGGGCGAGGAAGCCACUCACCAUCAUCCCCCCUCCGCUACCUGAGCAGCCCGAGGUGGUAAGCUACUCUGCUCACCGGGUGCUCGACGGCAGAACGCUCCGCGAGCUGGAAGCCUCGCCCCCGCCAGCAAGUGCGAUGCCGGACUUGUCGCCGGACCAUCUGGACGUUGAGUCUGUGGGACGCGCGCUUGUCCGACCCUUGUCUACCCCGCCGAGCCUGAACGGGCCGCGCCUUCAGGUAGCAAAGCUGUUCGCUGCAGAAAUGCCCUGAGGCGUAGGCUCUUCAGCAGAGCCUCUUGGGUUUCCUCAUAUGUCAUCGGUCGAUCUCGCUGCACCAUAGCCUCAGGCUUCGAGCCGCACCGCCGUUAUUGGUCCCUCACUAUCCCGCAUACCCACGUUUGAUCUCGUUCGCGUCUCCCAUUGCAUACUAGGCAUCAUCGCAUGAUUGACCCCAUCCGCUUUAGUGCGGGUGUGAACAUUGUAUAGACUGUGACUGCGUCGGCUUUCCGUCCAUCCCGU
Rhodofomes roseus is the source of this 1858-nucleotide messenger RNA. RefSeq lists its product as uncharacterized. The record is from RefSeq and is a predicted model, not a curated record. Lineage: Eukaryota; Fungi; Basidiomycota; Agaricomycetes; Polyporales; Fomitopsidaceae. Bases 138 to 1610 code for a protein of 490 amino acids. Gene Ontology annotation, molecular function: metal ion binding. The transcript has 8 exons.